Messenger RNA from Fonsecaea multimorphosa CBS 102226, 3669 nucleotides. RefSeq lists its product as uncharacterized. NCBI's taxonomy places the organism in Eukaryota, Fungi, Ascomycota, Eurotiomycetes, Chaetothyriales, Herpotrichiellaceae. Gene Ontology annotation, molecular function: glycerophosphocholine phosphodiesterase activity; protein binding. The coding region runs from base 1 to 3669 and encodes 1222 amino acids. The record is from RefSeq and is a predicted model, not a curated record. Gene Ontology annotation, biological process: glycerophospholipid catabolic process. The transcript is spliced from 2 exons.
AUGAAGUUUGGUCGAAACCUCCCUCGAAACCAAGUCCCCGAAUGGGCAUCCUCCUAUAUAAACUACAAAGUCCUCAAGAAGCUCAUCAAGGCCGCUGCCGCAGGAGCACAGAAGCAAGAUGGAGAAAUUCCCGAUCUGGCUGGAUUCUUCUAUACUUUGGACCGCAAUCUCGAGGACGUGGAUCACUUUUACAAUAAGAAGUUCCAGGACUUUUCACGGCGUCUAAAACUCCUUGAAGACAGGUACGGAAUAUCUCCUCAAGCCGCGACGCAGCUCGACGCGGAUGAACGCGAAGACCUCCUUGCGGCGCUUUUGGAACUGCGUGGCGAUCUGAGAAAGCUACAAUGGUACGGAGAAGUCAACAGAAGAGGCUUUGUCAAGAUCACAAAGAAGUUGGACAAGAGGAUACCCGCGGCUCAUGCGCAGAAGAAAUACCUCGAGCUCAAGGUGGACCCGUUGGCCUUUGCGACAAAUACCCAGCUCUUCUCCUCCUUGAACAAAAUCAAUGAUUGGAUCUCGGUGUUGAGUGAGGUUGCCGCCGCCGCUCCGAGCACCGCUGACGACAUUGCUUCCAUCUCCUCGGGGUCAUUGAAACGUACAACUUCUCGGCCUUCGUUGAAUAUCUCUGUUGAGCAGUUGGCCAAAGUUGAAACUAAGAUCCGCCAAGACGACGCGAAAGGCCUGGAAGAAUGGAUCUCGGGCAUCACGAAACCAGGAACUGAAAAGUCGGAGACGGCGGUGCAGCUGCUGUUGAACAAUCUCCUCCAGAGGGCAAUCUCAUCCCGAAGUCGGGCUUGUGCAGCGUGCCUGCUGCGCGAGAUCGUGUUUUUGGAUUCUCAAGACGAUAUCAAUCGCCGCAAUUGCAUCCAUCGUCUUAUAGUUUCCAUCGGUCGCAAACAGUCACUUGCGAGUCAGGAGCCUGCCACAGAGCCCCAGGCUGAUGCUGAAGCCGACCUCCUCAACUACAUCACACCUGCUGCGCAUCCGUCCCCCGCCCUGAAGCGCUCGAUCUUGCAGGAAGAUCAACGGGUGCAAAAUGUGACACGAGAGGACGAGGCUGUUCUAUUCCUCCAAUUUCUACUCGACAACCUGAAGCCUUCACAACGGCCUGCAUUGAUGGCGAGAGAUAGUGCGGGAAGGACGCCUUUGCACUUUGCGGCAGAGUACGGCAUUAGGGUCAUGUGUGAGAUCAUCAUUGAGCACCUCAAGACGUGGAAAUUGUUCGAUGUUGGGGAAGGUAUUGAUGGUCCCCGAUGGCAGGACGAUGACGGCUGGGCGCCCUUACAUCUCAGCGCCAUCGGCGGUCACCCCCUGACAACUAAAGCCUUACUCGACGCUGAGAAUAGCAUGGGCUCCUCUGUCAAACGGAGAUCAGCUCAAUCGUCAAUCGUUUUGGCUUUGGCCACCAAAGCAAAUUUCGUCGAAAUCGUCCGGCUUCUCAUUCAAUCAGGUGUCGAUAUCAACUACCAGGAUGAGCAGGGUGAUACGGCACUUCAUGUGGCUGCUAGAUUCGGCCAUGUGGAAUGCGCUAGACUACUCCUCGAGGGUACAGAUGAGCAGAAGGCUAAUAUUGAGCUACCUGAAAAGACUUACGGGUGGACACCCUUGUUCAUUGCUUGUGUCGACGGCCAUCUCCCCAUUGUAGAGCUGCUCAUCGACCAUGGAGCUGAUCUUGAGCGCCUGGAUUCGUCGGGCUGGAAUGCAAAGGAGCACGCAGCUUUGAGAGGGCACGUCGACAUAGCACAGAGGCUCGACAGCGUCAUGCCUAAGCUGGACGCCGAACCCGAUGUUUCUGUAGCCUCGACGUCCCCCCCACUGCUGUCAUCGAUGACUGAGCGAAAUUCCAACGGACUGGGGUCAAAUGGGAAUGGGCAAACGAUCAAGACUACCGAGGCUGUCAAGACCUUUGGCCAUCGAUACCUGACAGACAAGAGUAUGAUCUUGGUCAGUCUCGGUACUAUGGAUACUCGCAAAAGUAUUCGUGCGGUGAGUCUUGAUCGGAUCCCACUGUCAAGCGCUCACUCGACACAACUCGAUACCGCCCUUUCCAUCGUCGUUUCAGCCAAAGCCGCCGAGGGUGAGUCUGAGGUCAUUGACCUACCCGUUCAGGACAACAUUUCAACAGAACCAAUUGUCUUUCACGCAGCCGAUCCGUCCAAAGUCAAACUAUACUUUGACCUGAUUCCAACUUAUGCCGGCUCUCAAGAACGCGUCGUUGGGCGUGGGGUUGCCUUGCUUUCAAGCAUCAAGUCGAGCGUUGGAACAAAAAGGAUGUCCCUACAAGGUGAUGUGACGGUCCCAAUUGUUGCGGCGAGCGAUCUCGAGGUUAUUGGGUCCGUCACUUUCAACUUUCUCGUCAUUACACCUUUCAAACAUCCCAACAUGUCGGUGACGGAAAACCAGACAUACUGGAGGAGUAUGGCGUCGACCAUGGUCAUUGGUCAUCGUGGCCUGGGCAAAAAUUUCGCCGCCGGUAGACGAUCUCUACAGCUAGGCGAGAACACCAUUCAAUCCUUCAUCGCCGCGGCAAACCUGGGCGCAUCUUACGUCGAGUUUGACGUGCAACUCACGAAAGACCACGUGCCUGUAAUCUAUCAUGAUUUCCUCGUCAGCGAAACGGGUAUCGACGCCCCCGUGCAUACUCUGACCCUGGAACAAUUUCUCCAUGUCAACGACAUGCGAACGCCCCGCCAUUCCAGACCCGCUUCACCCGUACCAUUUGAGAAGCCGAAAGCAGCUAGUUUGAAGAACGUCGAGCGAGAUGUACGAGCAUCUAGACUAAGAUCUAUGUCUGUGAGCGGAGCAACUAGCAACGAGUCUCUCGAGAUGGACGAGCGGAUGAAACAUACCCGCGACUUCAAGAAGAAAGGGUUUAAGGGCAACACUCGCGGCAACCAUAUCCAAGCGCCCUUUGCCACUCUCGAGGAGAUGUUCAAGAAGAUCCCACAGGAUGUCGGCUUCAAUAUUGAGAUGAAAUACCCCAUGCUGUACGAAAGUGAGGAUGAAGAGAUGGACACGUAUGCCGUGGAAUUGAACUCAUUCGUUGACACGGUUCUUACCAAAGUCUAUGAACUGGGCAAGGGCAGGAACGUCAUCUUCUCGAGCUUCAAUCCUGACAUCUGUCUUCUGCUGUCGUUCAAGCAGCCCAGCAUCCCCGUCUUGUUCCUGACAGAUUCUGGCACGAGUCCCGCGGGUGAUAUCCGCGCCACUUCGUUGCAAGAAGCUAUUCGCUUUGCAAGUCGCUGGAAUCUGCUUGGAGUGGUCAGCGCUGCAGAACCUCUAGUCGCUGCUCCUAGAUUGGUCAAGGUGGUGAAGGAAAGCGGACUCGUAUGCGUGAGUUAUGGGACACUGAACAAUGACAGUGCGAUGGUGAGGAGACAAGUGAAGCAGGGGAUAGAUGCGGUCAUUGUGGAUAAUGUGCUUGCCAUCAGGAGAGGUUUGACUGAGGAUGUGGCGAAGAUCAGUGGUACAAGUACACCUAGCUCCGGAGUGACUACAGGAGACCGAAAUGGGAGCGGGGCCGGUGAUUUGAAGAAGCUGCUGGGUGGAGUGGAGAGUCUGAAGCUUCACGACGCCCUUCAGGAGGCAAAGGUCGAUCCGAAGCCAAUGGUUCCUCCAAAGGGCAAUGGCGACGUGAACGGUCUGUUCGAUGGACAGAGGACAACAUGA